Messenger RNA from Cimex lectularius (bed bug), 1026 nucleotides. Its product is annotated as hypodermin-B-like. The record is from RefSeq and is a predicted model, not a curated record. The coding region runs from base 50 to 991 and encodes 313 amino acids. NCBI's taxonomy places the organism in Eukaryota, Metazoa, Arthropoda, Insecta, Hemiptera, Cimicidae. The transcript has a single exon. Gene Ontology annotation, biological process: proteolysis. Gene Ontology annotation, molecular function: serine-type endopeptidase activity.
UUCUCAUAUGAUUUUAUAUUAAUUUCAGAAACAUUCAAUUUAGAAAACCAUGAUUUAUUCAGGAAAAGGUUUAUGUAUUAUUAUCGUCUUGUUCGAAAUUUCCUUGUAUCCGUACGUCCGAAGCGCUUUGCCGAAGGUAGUUGGAGGGAUACCGGCCAAGGAGGAUGAGUUCCCGUACGUCGUCAGCCUUCAGUACACAUUGCCCAGGAAACAUUUCUGCGGUGGGAUCAUCCUGGACGUUUCUCACGUCCUCACGGCCUGCCAUUGCUGCGGGAUGUUCCGAGGCCAAAGAUUCGACACCAUACCUCCCAGGAAAGUCGUUGUAGUCGGCGGGGACGUGCACCUCCGCAAAGGGCAGAUGAGGCCGGUCCUAAGGCUCACCAUCCACAAAAAAUGCGGCGAGUUGGCCAUAGGAUGGACGUACGAUUACUGUCUGGUGACCCUCGCUCAACGGUUCCUUUACGGCACGGCCCUUAAGUCGAUCCCUCUCGUUUCGCCAGAUAUAGAGCAGCAGAAAGAAAUAAUAUACAAUUUCGCCGAUAAGACGGACUGCUGGGCUGUGGGCUGGGGCCAGCAGACGUUCAACAGUAGUGACGAUUACGAGAACACUUCCGACGUGCUGAUCAAACUGGGCGUAGUUGUGCUCCCGUGGAAAGAAUGCGAGACUCGGCUCUGCUUCGUGCCAAAAACGCGCUGCGUCCUAAACCUCCGUGAGCGCGCUCAGAUCUGCGCAGUCGGCAAAACUGGCGACGUCUGCAAAGGGGAUUCCGGUGGGCCCAUCGUCUGCAACGGCUUCGUUUACGGCAUCGUCAGCUGGGGACCCGCCUGCGGCGAACUCCCUUUCCCUUCGGUCUUCUCCGUUGUUUCCGAGGGACUGCAAUGGCCGCACGAUGCCUGGUUGACCGUCCUAACCAACGCGAACUGGGUCCCCGGCUAUUCCUUAAGCAACAUCCUGCUCCCUCUUUCUAUUGUUUAUUUUCAAUUGUAUUAAAAAAUAAAUCAUAUGCGUAACCACAACUGGUUUUA